This is a messenger RNA of Liolophura sinensis, 5496 nucleotides long. RefSeq names its product RB1-inducible coiled-coil protein 1-like. Gene Ontology annotation, biological process: positive regulation of protein phosphorylation; ribophagy; autophagy of peroxisome. The coding region runs from base 284 to 4612 and encodes 1442 amino acids. Gene Ontology annotation, molecular function: protein kinase binding; molecular adaptor activity. NCBI's taxonomy places the organism in Eukaryota, Metazoa, Mollusca, Polyplacophora, Chitonida, Chitonidae. The record is from RefSeq and is a predicted model, not a curated record. Gene Ontology annotation, cellular component: Atg1/ULK1 kinase complex; phagophore assembly site membrane. The transcript has 26 exons.
GAAAGAGUAAGACCUGACAUAAUCGCCUAGUUCAUCAAGCUGCUGAAAUCGUGAUUUAGGGUGGAUGGGAAACAUGUUGACUGAGCUGAAAUGAAUGUAUACUGACCGUCAAGAAAAGGGCUAGAAGGACUGUGUUUGACGCCAGGACAUCUUAUUUAGGAGGUUUUCAAGGUCGUCAUGGAAAGGACAUUAAAGAGCUCUCAAUGACGUGACACAAUACACCAAGCACUGCAAUUUUAAGCCACAGUCUUUCAGUGUAGAGGGGAAGUGUGGAGUUGUCAACAUGCUGUACAUAUUCCAUGUAGAUACAGGUACCAUGAUGACCUUUGACAUGAAUCUGGCAAUGGACUCUGUGGCUAAUCUGCAGAGGGUGAUUGCCAAAGCUUGUCAGAUUCAGGAGGAUAAGCAGGUGCUGCUCAUCAGUGGUGGAGAGAGCCUGGAUCCCCUUGCCAGGGUGGGCAGCUACAGUGCAGGAACUGAUACAAAUCCAAUAUUCCUGUUUAGCAAGAGCACAAUAGAAGCUGCCACGCCCCCUUCUCCCAGUGUGCAUUAUGGAUCAGAUAUUGACCUCCAAGAGCAAGUGGAAGGCUCCCUCAUCAUGCCCCCAACCUACGAGACAGUGGUAUCACGUGCUCAGUUAGCCCUGCAAUUCCAUGAAGUGGAUAAGGAUGAACUGAGAGCUUGUGAGAAGUUGGUGCAUGAUCAGCACCUUCAGCAACAAGGCUGGGCAGCUGUAGUAGCUAAUUUGGAGGAUAUCACUAGUGCUUUAAGACACAGAUCCGAAAUUUUCCAUGAUGCCUAUUCCGACUACCUAAGUGUGCGGGAACAUUUCAUCUCACUACUUGGGAAAAUCCCAGAUGUGCUACUCCUCCUAUCCAAGAUACCAGUGUUGCACUCCCUCCAGUGUGUGACUGCCCAUGCUGUCCCAGAGGAAACGGAGAGUGGAGAGGAUUUGGUUCCUCAAACACUGUUUGCAUGGAUAAACUCUCAGGACCCUCAAAACCGAUUAGAGGAUAUGUCCAACCAGUGUCUAAAGGUCACAGAACAGUUUGAUGAGAAAGUCUCUGAAAUUUUGCGUGGUGAGGUUGAACAAACAUUUGAAGCUGUGGCCAACCAGAGCAUGAAGGAAGUGAAGGGGCUUGAGGAUCGACUGUAUGGAUUGGACCAGAUUAUGAGUGGAGCAAAGAGAUUGGUGCAGGAACAAGCUGAAAUGUCUCAGGGUUUUGUACAGAACCAGAACAGGGCUGGAAACCUUAGGGACAACUCUGUAUUACCUGACCUCUGUGCCAGUCAUAAAAAACAACUCCUAGUCAUGCUUAGCAACCACAGGAAACUUAGAGAGAUCAAGAAGAAGUGCCGCAUGGCAAAAGAAGAACUGUCUGUCAACCUCCACACUCGACUCAGGUGGGUGAUGUUUGUGGAGAAGAAGAUCUGUGAUAUUGAUGGGAAGUUGAUGAUUCAUCAUGAGAAUUUGAAAAGGCUACGGAAAAGGUUGGACAUCCUGCAACAGAUUAAUGAUGCUCCUCAUGUGUAUGCACAGCUUGUUGUAGAGGUGGUUCGGCGUAAAAACUUCUCCACAAACUUCUUGCAGUGGGCAAGUAAUUUAGCUGAGGAGUCCUCACUUAUACACAGUGACGAAAUCAAGAGGAGAGAAGUAUUCUUAAUGGAAGUUGGUCAGCAUUUCCUUCAUGCUUUGUUCCAUGGUUUUGAGGAUAUCCCUCCAACAUUUGCAACAGAAGCUCCUGAGCUCUUUGACCAACGUCUACCAGAUAUCACAAGUGAUGAUUUAGAGGUACUUCAGAAAGCAGUGCCUGAACUAUCCACAGAGUUCUGUUUGUCCAAAGAGAUCUCUGUUGACCUGGAACAGAGAUUAUCUGCCCUUGGUCCAAAGGCUUGCCCCUCCCAUGCUGCAUCCGUGAACAGUUCUAUAUCACCUGGACGAGUAAAUUCAAAAUCUAGACAACUCACCCCACUGUGCCAAUCCCACAACACAUGUGCGUCCGACAUAGACAUACUGCAAGAAAGUGUCAGUGAUAAUCAUAACUUUUCACCAAUAGAGUGUGACGAAAUUAGUUUUGAUGGGCAAAUUUGUGCCCCAGGAACUGAGGCUGUGAUCAAAAAGGAACCAAUCAGCCCUCAGGACAACUUAGUGUUCCUUAUGCCUGAGUCACUGUCCACAAAACUAACUGCAGAAAUGAAGAGCCAAGCUUCACUGGAGACUGCGCAAAGGGAGAGCACUCUGAGUGAGUCAGGCGAAAGUUCAACUCUCAAAGUUUUCUCAGAGGGCCUGCCUGUUGAGAAGAGCAGUGAUGACAGUAGCUCCAGCCGAAAGAUUGUGAUAAGUGGCACUGUGACCUCUGAUACCUCCCCUGAAGGGGAAACAUCCCAGGAUUUCACUACAGCAGAUUUCUACAUUGACGAGUCCAUGCCUUCCUCUAUUGAGCACAUGGCGGCUUCAAAAAGUAUGGAGAAAAGUGAACUGUCCAAACAGCUGCAGGAGAAGUGUGAAGAUGUCCUGAAGUUAGAACAAGAGAUUCGUGAAUCACAAUACAAACUUACAACCAGCCAAACCAAGAUGAAAACAUUGCAGGAAUUUGUAGAAAAGGAAAUAGAAAAGCUACGCAUGGACUUGACAAGUGUGAAAGAAGGUUAUUCAAGAGAUAAAACAGACUUUAUACAAAACUUUGUGAGUUUUUCAACAAACUUGACUCAAGUUUUGUCUACUUACGAGGCAAAUAUGACUGCAUCUCACAGUGAAGAAAUGAAAAACUUACAGCAGACAAUGGAAUCCAGGAGCACAGAAUUGGAAGGGAAGGUGUCUUCAGCGAAUCAAGAGAUUGAGAAGCUUGAGAUAGAAUUGAAACAGACAAAAGAAGGCUUGGAUAAUACCAAAGCAGACUCGGAAGCAACGAGGAUUAGUUUACAGACGAAAAUUAAUGAAAUAUCAGAGGCUUACGAGAAGGAACGUGAAGAAAUGAUCCGUGGUCACGCCCUGGAAAUGGAAGUGGAACUAGACAAGGUACGUGAGGAACUCAAACAGGAAGUCCUGCAAAAAGAGGCAGAUUUGAGAGAAAAGCUGGAAGAGAUUUCCAGGCUGCAGGAUCAAGUUAGUCAACUCAAAGUGGCAAAGGAAAAAUUGUUUGAGGAAAUGACACAAAGAUUUCAGGCAGAGAAAGAGGAACUAGUUGAUGCCCUGGAAAACGAUUUCUGUAAACAAAAAGAAAUGGCAGUGAUUGAUGCCGUAGCAGAGCAGUCACAGGAGCAUGAGGAAAGUUUACUAAAACUGAAACAAGAGUUUGACCUGAAAGUGCAGGAAAUGGAACAAAAAGUGACAGAGGCUAAAAAUGCUGAAUUUGAGACCAAAAUAGUAGAUCUCAAAGCAGAAUGGCUUCAACAGAAACUGAAAGAAAUGGAAGAGAUGAAGAAAGACAUUAAGAAGGAGCAUGAGGAGUUGCUCAAACGUACUGAAGAAAAUCUUCACUCUCAACAUAAGAAAGAAAUGGAGGAGAGAUUGUCUGCUGUGGAUGGGGAAAAACAAGUUCUUACAGAGGAGUUGCAAGCACUGCGGAAUCAGCCUCCGUCCACGAACAACACUGCUGCAGAAGGGAGUGUCAGCAGGGAAAAACAUGAGCAAAUUGUGACAGACAUUCAGGCCCAGUUCGAGCAAAUGAAAGCUUUAGAAGUUGAAGAAGCUGUGAAGCAGAGCCGUGCUGAGUUGGAAAAAGAGUUAACCACCCUUAGGAGAACAUUGGAACACGAGUAUGAGGAUAAAAUGGCUGCCCUCAAAGCCUCAGUCACUGCUGAGAAACAAGUUUUGUUUAAUGAAGCUGUUAGCAAGGUGACUACUGAAAAAGAAAAGCUAAUUGAAGAGUUACGUGGAAGGGAGUCAACACUUCUUUCACAACAACAGAAAGACAAGGAGCUACUGGACAAGUUGAUGUCUGAGAAAGCCGCUGCAAUGUCUGAGCAUCAAGACUCUGAGGAGAAGAUACAGUUACUGAGAAAUAAACACCAUCAACUGGAGGAUGAAUUAGCUAUGUCAAGACAACAGCUUGAGAUAUUCAGACAACAGAUUCAUACAAUGUCAUCAGUCUCUAUGAUCUCAACAACAUCUGAAGUUAGUGGAAUGCCAGGGGAAGACCCCAUGCUGAAGAGCAGCAGAUAUUUGGAAUUGGAAGGGAUUUUGAGAUCAAAAGAAGAAGAGAUAACAAAGUUAAAUCAAAAAGUGAUGGAACUGUCCAUGACUGCAAGCACUAGAACUUUAACACAGGAUAAAGUGUCAAUAACCAGCUGCUCUAUAGGAGAUAUAGUACUGCUUUGCCUGGAUGAGAGGCAUGACCAGUAUGUUGUGUUUACUAUUGGAACAACCCUUCAUUUUCUCCACUCUGACUGCCUCCAGCCUCUGGGGCUCAAGACAAACCCUGGGGAAGCUCGUAAAUCCUGGGUGUUGGCUCAGAUUGUGGAAAAGGAGUAUUGUCAGGCAAAGAAACCUCAAAACAGAUUCCGGGUUCCUGUGGGAACAAAGUUUUAUCGUGUAAAGGCCAAGCCGUGGACCAGGGAGCCAGUCCGUAAGCCGCCCCAGCCUGGAGCCACUGCUGACACUAACCCUUGAGUGUACAGAAAUGCUGACACUGACAGAGGACAUAACCGCUUAAUGUAUGGAUGUAAGCCACAAGGGAGGUAAUCUACUCACUCUAUCCCCAUCACCUUGGACAAGCCUUCUAGCCUGGGUAAAACUAUAAGAUGCGAUAGUGCUGUUUUUCUUUCCAUACCUACACUCAAUCAGGUGAAAACAAUAACCAGUCCUUGCUGAUUAAUAGGUACGACCACAGCCUGCUAUUGUACCCUGGAAGACAGUUGUUUUUUCCCUUUUUAAGAGAUGACGAACAUUGUGAAAGAUGUUGGCUUGCAAUCCUGCCAUAUUAUGAUGUUCAGAUGUAUUGUGAACAGAUAUAUUGUCAUGCAAUGAAAUAAAAGCAACAGGUUGUUAUGACAAAUUAUGGUUUAAUAAUUAUAUGCAUGUUUGAUUUUGGGGGUGCCUAAAAAAUUUGUUUGGGUGCCUAAAACUAAACAGCAAGCUUGUAUAAAAUGUGUCGGGUUUGUUCAUGAUCUAUUGAAAGAAUGACUACCUUGUUUAACAUGUAGUUAUUAUGACUUUUUUCCCUGUGGCUCCUGACAUAUUUCUGUAUCGUCAAAAAAGAGCUCUUGAUUCCAUGUGUAAGAAUAGAAAGCCUUGUGAAAUGGCUGAGUGUUCAUCAUAUCCAUCAUCUUCAGAGUCUGUGCCUACACAUAUAUACAUGCUUAAGACAGUGUAUGUUUAAGCAGGGUCAUUUUUAAUAUAUGUAAUACAGUGUGCAAAAAGCCGUUGAAAUUUGCAAAACAUUAUUAUUAGUACUUUUUGUACAAUUACAAAAAUUAAUGGAAAUUUGGAGAUACAGUAAUCAAGCAUUCUGGUGUUCUACAAAUAGUGAAUGAUAUGAAUUAUAUUGAAAUGCC